AGGUCUCAGGUCAGGGUCCAGCAGGCCUUGACCUGAUGUGUGGAGCCAGAGCCACCCAAUCCCAUAGGGACAGAUUUCACAACUUCCCGGAUGGGGCUGUGGUGGGUCACAGUGCAGCCUCCAGCCAGAAGGAUGGGAUGGUUCCCACUCCUGCUGCUUAUGACGCAAUGCUUAAGGGUUCCUGGGCAGCGCUCGUCAUUGAAUGACUUCCAGGUGCUCCGGGGCACAGAGCUACAGCACCUGCUACAUGUAGAGGUGCCUGGGCCUUGGCAGGAGGAUGUGGCAGAUGCUGAAGAGUGUGCUGGUCGCUGUGGGCCCUUACUGGACUGCCGGGCCUUCCACUACAAUGUGAGCAGCCAUGGUUGCCAACUGCUGCCAUGGACUCAACACUCGCCCCACACGAGGCUGCAGCGUUCUGGGCGCUGUGACCUCUUCCAGAAGAAAGACUAUAUACGGACCUGCCUCAUGGACAAUGGGGUUGGGUACCGGGGCACCGUGGCUACAACCUCGAGUGGCCUGUCCUGCCAGGCUUGGAGCCACAAGUUCCCGAAUGAUCACAAGUACACACCCACACUAAGGAAUGGCCUGGAAGAGAACUUCUGCCGUAACCCUGAUGGUGACCCGGGAGGUCCUUGGUGCUACACGACAGACCCUGCCGUGCGCUUCCAGAGCUGUGGCAUCAAAUCCUGCCGGGAGGCCAUAUGUGUUUGGUGCAAUGGCGAGGAUUACCGUGGCGCGGUGGACCGCACUGAGUCAGGGCGCGAGUGCCAGCGCUGGGAUCUCCAGCACCCACACCAGCACCCCUUCGAGCCGGGCAAGUUCCUUGACCAAGGUCUGGAUGACAACUAUUGCCGGAAUCCUGACGGCUCCGAGCGGCCCUGGUGCUACACUACAGAUCCGCAGCUCGAGCGAGAGUUCUGUGACCUCCCCCGCUGUGAGUCUGAGGCACAGCCCCGCCACGAGGCCACGACUGUCAGCUGCUUCCGCGGGAAGGGUGAGGGCUACCGGGGCACAGCCAAUACCACCGCCGCGGGCAUACCUUGCCAGCGUUGGGACGCGCAGACCCCGCAUCAGCACCGAUUUGUGCCUGAAAAAUAUGCGUGCAAAGACCUUCGGGAGAACUUCUGCCGGAACCCUGAUGGCUCAGAGGCGCCCUGGUGCUUCACACUGCGGCCAGGCAUGCGUGUGGCCUUUUGCUACCAGAUCCGGCGUUGUGCGGACGAUGUGCGGCCCGAGGACUGCUACCAUGGCACAGGGGAGCAGUACCGUGGCACCAUCAGUAAGACCCGCAAGGGUGUCCAGUGCCAGCACUGGUCCGCUGAGAUACCGCACAAGCCGCAGUUCACGUCUACCUCCAAACCACAUGCCCAACUAGAGGAGAACUUCUGCAGGAACCCAGACGGGGAUAGCCAUGGGCCCUGGUGCUACACAAUGGACCCAGAGACCCCAUUUGACUACUGUGCCCUGAGACGCUGCGUUGAUGACCAGCCGCCAUCAAUCCUGGACCCUCCAGACCAGGUGCAGUUUGAGAAGUGUGGCAAGAGGGUGGAUCGGCCAGAUCAGCGUCAUUCCAGGCUGCGUAUGGUGGGGGGCCAUCAAGGCAACUCACCUUGGACAGUCAGCUUGCGGAAUCGGCAGGGCCAGCAUUUCUGUGGGGGGUCUCUAGUGAAGGAGCAGUGGAUACUGACUGCCCGGCAGUGCUUCUCUUCCUGCCAUAUGCCUCUCACGGGCUAUGAAGUGUGGCUGGGCACCCUGUUCCAGAACCCACAGCCUGGAGAGCCAGGCCUACAGCAGGUCCCAGUGGCCAAGAUGGUGUGUGGGCCCUCAGGCUCCCAGCUUGUCCUGCUCAAGCUGGAGAGAUCUGUGACCCUGAACCAGCGUGUGGCCCUGAUCUGCCUGCCCCCUGAAUGGUAUGUGGUACCUCCAGGGACCAAGUGUGAGAUUGCAGGCUGGGGUGAGACCAAAGGUACAGGUAAUGACAGAGUCCUAAAUGUGGCCUUGCUGAAUGUCAUCUCCAACCAGGAAUGUAACAUAAAGCACCGAGGACGUGUGCGGGAGAGCGAGAUGUGCACUCAGGGACUGUUGGCCCCUGUGGGGGCCUGUGAGGGUGACUACGGGGGCCCACUCGCCUGCUUUACCCACAACUGCUGGGUCCUGGAAGGAAUUAUAAUCCCCAAUCGAGUGUGCGCAAGGCCCCACUGGCCAGCCGUCUUCAUGCGUGUCUCUGUGUUUGUGGACUGGAUUCACAAGGUCAUGAGACUGGGUUAGGCCCAGCCUUGAUCCCAUAUGCCUUGGGGAGGACAAAACUUGUCAGACAUAAAGCCACCUUUCCUCUUUA
Messenger RNA from Callithrix jacchus (white-tufted-ear marmoset), 2338 nucleotides. RefSeq names its product macrophage stimulating 1 (gene MST1). Gene Ontology annotation, molecular function: receptor tyrosine kinase binding; serine-type endopeptidase activity. Lineage: Eukaryota; Metazoa; Chordata; Mammalia; Primates; Cebidae. Gene Ontology annotation, biological process: regulation of receptor signaling pathway via JAK-STAT; proteolysis. The record is from RefSeq and is a predicted model, not a curated record.